AUGCUGAAGGCGCGGCUCUACGAGCAUGAGCUGAAGCGGCGCGAGGCCGAGGCCCAGGCGACCGAGGACGCCAAGACCGACAUCGGCUGGGGCCAUCAGAUCCGCUCCUACGUCCUGCACCCCUACCAGAUGGUCAAGGACCUGCGCACCGGCGUGGAGAAGACCAACUCGAAGGCGGUGCUGGACGGCGACAUCGACGACUAUCUGGAGGCGGCCCUGGCGGCCAAGGAGGUCCCCGCGAUGCGCGAGAUCCUGCCCGGCAUCCACAUCUGGUCGAAGCUCUCGCCGCCGCACGGCUACGACUUCAACGGCUACCUGAUCGAGCUGGCGGAGACCGAGGUCGGCGGCAACCUGGUGAUCGACCCGGUCGAGCCGGAGCCGGCGGAGCUGGAGGCGAUCGCCGCCAAGGGCGUGGCGCUGAUCCUGCUGACCAACCGCAACCACGGGCGCGCCGCCAACCGCCUGCGCGAGGCCACCGGCGCCAAGGUGCUGAUCAACCCGGCCGACCGCCCCCACGCCGAGGCGCAGGGGAUCGCCGUCGACGGCGCGCUGCUGGUCGGCGCCACCUUCGGGCCGCUGCAGGCGGUCGACGCCGCCGGCAAGUCGCCCGGCGAGGUGGCGCUCUAUUGGCCGGAGCGCCGGCUGCUCUGCGUCGGCGACGCGGUGAUCGGCUGGCCGGCGGGCGCCUGCAAGCUGCUGCCGGAGGACAAGCUGGACGACCCCGCGCAGCUCCGCGCCUCGGUGGCGGGGCUGGCCGAGCUGGAGGUCGAGACGCUGCUGCCCUGCGACGGCGUGCCGAUUCUGGAGGACGCCGGCGCGCCGCUGCGCGCCCUGGCGGCCCGCUCGGCGGCCUGA
Symbiodinium necroappetens is the source of this 855-nucleotide messenger RNA. The record is from the annotation of a GenBank genome assembly. Lineage: Eukaryota; Dinophyceae; Suessiales; Symbiodiniaceae.